Torulaspora delbrueckii is the source of this 1476-nucleotide messenger RNA. RefSeq names its product NADP(+)-dependent, decarboxylating phosphogluconate dehydrogenase. Gene Ontology annotation, cellular component: cytosol. Gene Ontology annotation, molecular function: phosphogluconate dehydrogenase (decarboxylating) activity; NADP binding. Bases 1 to 1476 code for a protein of 491 amino acids. The transcript is spliced from 2 exons. The record is from RefSeq and is a predicted model, not a curated record. NCBI's taxonomy places the organism in Eukaryota, Fungi, Ascomycota, Saccharomycetes, Saccharomycetales, Saccharomycetaceae. Gene Ontology annotation, biological process: pentose-phosphate shunt; pentose-phosphate shunt, oxidative branch.
AUGGCUGCAGUUGCUGAUUUCGGUUUGAUUGGUUUGGCCGUUAUGGGUCAGAACUUGAUCCUAAACGUUGCUGACCACGGGUUUACUGUGGUUGCUUACAACAGAACCACUUCAAAGGUGGACCACUUCUUGGAAAAUGAAGCCAAGGGUAAGUCUAUUGUUGGUGCACACUCUUUGGAAGAAUUGGUUUCCAAAUUGAAGAAACCUAGAAAGAUCAUGUUGUUGGUCAAGGCCGGUAAGCCAGUCGACUAUUUGAUCAACGAUUUGGUUCCUCUAUUGGACAAGGGUGAUAUCAUCAUUGAUGGUGGUAACUCUCACUUCCCAGACUCUAACAGACGUUUCGAAGAGUUGGAGAAGAAGGGUAUUUUGUUCGUUGGUUCCGGUGUGUCUGGUGGUGAAGAUGGUGCUCGUUACGGUCCAUCUUUGAUGCCAGGUGGUGCCGAAGAAGCUUGGCCACACAUCAAGCCAAUCUUCCAAGCUAUCUCUGCUAAAUCCGACGGUGAAGCUUGUUGUGACUGGGUUGGCCCAGCUGGUGCCGGUCACUACGUCAAGAUGGUCCACAACGGUAUCGAGUACGGUGACAUGCAAUUGAUUUGUGAAGUUUACGACAUCUUGAAGCGUGUUGGUGGUUUCGAAGACAAAGAGAUCAGUGAAGUCUUUGCCAAGUGGAACACUGGUGUGCUAGACUCUUUCCUAAUUGAGAUUACCAGAGAUAUCUUGAAGAAGAACGACACUGACGGUGUUCCAAUCGUUGAAAAGAUCUUGGAUACCGCUGGUCAAAAGGGUACCGGUAAGUGGACCGCUAUCAACGCUCUAGACUUGGGUCAACCUGUCACUUUGAUCGGUGAAGCUGUCUUCAGUCGUUGUUUGUCUGCUUUGAAGGCUGAAAGAGGUAGAGCCUCCAAGGUCUUGCCUGGUCCAGAGAUCCCAAAGAAUGCCAUCACCGACAAGAAGCAGUUUGUCGAUGAUUUGGAACAAGCCCUAUACGCUGCUAAAAUUAUCUCUUACGCUCAAGGUUUCAUGUUGAUCCGUGAAGCUGGUAAGACUUACGGCUGGAAAUUGAACAACCCAGCUAUCGCUCUAAUGUGGAGAGGUGGUUGUAUCAUCAGAUCCGCCUUCUUGGGUGAAAUCACCAAGGCUUACAGACAAAACCCAGAAUUGGAAAACCUCUUGUUCCACAGUUUCUUCUCUGACGCUGUCUCUAAGGCUCAAUCUGGCUGGAGAAAGACCGCUGCCUUGGCUACUCAAUACGGUAUCCCAACCCCAGCUAUCUCCACUGCUUUGGCUUUCUACGAUGGUUACAGAUGUGAAAGACUUCCAGCUAACUUGUUGCAAGCUCAAAGAGAUUACUUCGGUGCUCAUUGUUUCAAGGUCUUGCCAGAAUUUGCUUCUGCAACUUUCCCAGAAGGUAAGGACAUUCACGUCAACUGGACUGGUCACGGUGGUAACAUCUCUGCAAGCAGUUACGAUGCUUAA